AUGCCGCAGCGGUCUGGAGAUCGCCCGGGCUACACAACCCCCUGUCUCAAGGCCUACUCCGACUUCGCGCACAGCCAUGUCAGUGACACGAGCGACAUCACGAUACUUCACUCGGUCCAGCACACGGACGACACAGCCAGCGACGAUACCAUAGCCUCAUGGGUUCCGCGCUGGAAUCGAAGCCUGGGCGACUCUGCUGGUGUAGAUCUUCAUGCAGCCGUCGAGGGUGCAGCUGGCCUUUUGGAAGUUGACGCUGUCGCCCUCCUUGAGCAGGGACAGGUGGAAGCCCAGCACCCCCCGACACGGGAUACUCGCGCGUCGAUCUGGCAGCGCCUCAAGUACGAUAACACAACCAUCGUGACCACAGCCGCAUCUCCUUAUCCGCCAGCCCACAUCACGCUGGCGUUCAUGAUGGCGCUGUGCACUGGCAUAUGGCUGUGCACUGGCAUGUGGUGUGGCGACGCGGCGAGCUGGAGUGACUGGACAGCCAAGUGCGACGGCUACGUGGCCUUCUUCGGUGGCAGCGCCUGUCCCGAGCACCGCGCCGCGCCGCGGAGGCACAACUGCAGGACUUUGCCAGCUACUACACGUACAACCGGCGGAUCGCGGCGACUGAGCGCGGACACUUCGGCAUGGCGCCGCUGA
Lasiosphaeria miniovina is the source of this 645-nucleotide messenger RNA. RefSeq lists its product as uncharacterized. The record is from RefSeq and is a predicted model, not a curated record. Lineage: Eukaryota; Fungi; Ascomycota; Sordariomycetes; Sordariales; Lasiosphaeriaceae. The transcript has 3 exons. The coding region runs from base 1 to 645 and encodes 214 amino acids.